Messenger RNA from Sinocyclocheilus rhinocerous, 1948 nucleotides. RefSeq names its product R3H domain-containing protein 1-like. The record is from RefSeq and is a predicted model, not a curated record. The transcript has 16 exons. Bases 1 to 1878 code for a protein of 625 amino acids. NCBI's taxonomy places the organism in Eukaryota, Metazoa, Chordata, Actinopteri, Cypriniformes, Cyprinidae.
AUGAAAGAAUAUCAGAGAGCAAGAGAGAGGAUCUUCACUGAUGGUUUAGACACCUUCCCGCUGGAUAAAAGGAUUCAGGAGGACGAGGUGUGUAACAACAUCCAGCAGAGGCGGCAGAUCUUCAGGCUGAAGGACAGCCUCCAAAGCAGCUCUGAGAACGAGGCCAUGUAUUCAGAGCCGCGGCCGUGGAGCAGCACCGAUUCGGACAGCUCCAACCUCAACCUGAAGCCCGCCAUGACCAAAGCCAGCAGCUUCAGCGGCAUCCCGGUCCUGAUCCGCGGAGACAGCUCCAGCAGCAGCAAGAGCGCGGGGCGGCUCUCAAACACAGGUUCUGACUCUUGUAGUAGCGUAGCUUCGUCCACGGGUUCGCUCUCUCGAUCCCAGCCUCCUACAGCCGCCACGCAGCCCACGGCCUUCCCCGCUGUCAGCUACGAGCCGCUGGCGUCCUCGGCUAGCGCUAGCUACUAUCUGCUUCCGCUGGACGCCGCAGGGAAGCCGGCUGGAAGUGUCCUGGUCAACCCGCACACAGGUCAGCCGUUUCUGAACCCCGACGGCAGUGCUGUCGUCUACAGUCCCAGCGUGACCUCACAGGCCUCCAGGUGUCAAUCAUCUGUAGCUCCGCCUCCAGCCGCUCAGCCCACCAAUCACGUCACGGCACAGUCUCUCUGGUCUGUCCAGCACCCUGCGAUCCUCACAGCGUCUCCUAACCAGCCCUUCACUGUGCAGGAGAAUCUGAGUGCUCAGUUCGGUCACAUGAUGCUGGUCCAGCAGGCCUCGGGUGACGUUUACCCGCUGCAGAGCCCUGCGCCUCCACCGCAUCAGAGCGGAUACGUGAUGCCCUCGACGGGACCGAUGUUUCCCACAGCCUCCGUCAGCCAGCAACAGAUGCCGGCGUGUUACUGUUCGCCCAGCCAGUUCCCGGUGUCUGGACAGCUGUACCAGCCCAUGGGUUCAGUGCCAUACAGCGCUCAGAGUCAGAUUCCUCCCGCACCCGCGCAGCAGCCAGGUUACCAAACUGUGAUGCCAAAUCAGCAGCAGAACUACCACAACAUGAUUAGAUGCACGCCGCCGCAGAAUCAGAUGCAAGGCAUGAUGGUCCAGUAUCCUUCAGAGCCAUCUUAUCAGGUGUCCGUGCCGCAGCAGACGUAUCAGCAGCCCGUGUACUACAGCAUCUUCCCUCCCCACCAGCAGAGCGCCGGCAGCUCCUCCGUGGGGUUCCUGCCUCCUCCACGAGCGGAGCAGAUGCCACUCCACAGCACCACGGCACCCUGCGGCUCGCAACAGAUUCCCACCCAGCAGUGCUCAGGAGCUCCGCCCCCAGCAGCAGGUGGAAUGGUGAUGAUGCACCUGACGUUACCUGUGUCCCAGCAGCCUCAGUCUCAUUCACCACCGCAGUGGAAACACAACAAAUACUACAGCUCCGAUCACACACACUCACAGAAGCCCGGCGACUUCUACGGUCUGGAACCGUCACAAAGCAGUCCUCAGCUGGGAAGCUCGUCAUCAACACACCUCACUAACGUAAAGAGCAUCAGUCCGAGCCUCAACACUGUUCCCAUCAUGCCUCACUUCUCCAGAUCCAUGGUUUCAGGACAGGGUGACAUGCGCUUCCCGUACAGCCCUCAGAUCCGCCCACCGUUACUUCAAGCCCCGCCCACGCUGUCCAGUCAGACUCCGGCAGGGAUCCGGAAGCUGCCGAGGAAAGCGCUGUCUGCAGAUCUCAGUGUAGGUGACGCAGGUAACCCUAACUCUGUUCCUCCAGACCCUGCAGAGCUUCGCUCCUCACGCUCCUCAUGCUCCUCAGGAUCUGCUGAACUCGUCAAGCUUGGAGCGAAGCUCUGCAGGAAAGUGGACCAGAGUUGCCCAGUGCUGCUGUAGAAACACACACCUGAUGAUGAUGAUCCUGCCUCUUCCUCCUCCGCAGGGUUCAGCUUGGGAACUAGGAGUU